Molecule: messenger RNA, 867 nt
Organism: Oikopleura dioica
Lineage: Eukaryota; Metazoa; Chordata; Appendicularia; Copelata; Oikopleuridae
Source: the annotation of a GenBank genome assembly
AUGAAAUCAACAAGGAGUACCGUAAAUUUGAGCCUUGAAAGUACACUAGUUGGCGCCGACCACAUAGCGGAAGGUGCCGAAGAACUCCGCUCGAAGAGCUUAUUCGUCGUCAUGGAUAUCAUUGACGUCUUAGAAAUUCAGUCGUGUGUCCUUGAAGGAACUACAUUGUGCCUGGGCUAUUUAUUCGAAUGCAUUCUGUAUUUUUACUGCUAUAUUUUGCUACUGAUACUGCCAACCUUGUCCCUCGCCGAAAUUUCAAGGUCUUCAGGAGAGCGUGGCUAUCCCGAAAGAUGGAGAAUGCUGAUGUACUUGGCCGUCUCUCUUUUUUCCGUGAACAUUGUUCUACCAAUUAUCCGAAUUUACCUCAUAGUCAAAUUCCAAAGCCUCAAGCCAUCUCGAAUCUUUCUUGGAAAAAACUUCAUUUACUUCGCCUACGAAUUGCUCAAGUUAAUUCGCUGGUUUUGGAACAGAGAUCACGAGGAAGGAGUCGAAGCUCUGCAUGAUCUGAACGUGACGAAUAAUCAGCAGCUACAGUCAAGCAAUUCAGUGAUUCCGUCGCCGCUGCCAGCACCCUCGAUCGAGCCUCCAAAAACACCUUCGAACUGCUCUAAAAAGACAAUCACCGUGACCAGCAUUGACGGCCCGCUCAAACGCUCGAGGCCAACUUCAGUUGCAACUAGCCCGGCAGCCGAGUGCAUGGACUUCCCAACGCCGCCGAACCUGGGAAUACUGGGCGAUGCAAUGGCCGGCGGCGAGUUCGAAUUCCAUCUGUCGGCCACUUCUGCUUCAGGGGCUCACUCUAGAUCAGGAGCGAACACUGUAUGCGACUUCUUGGCUGAGAACGAAAAUAACGAAAAACGCGUCUGA